UCGAGAAACAUAUCUUCGUCAUGCUUUACGUGUAUUCCUAAUAAUCUGAAUCAAGAAUGGCGGAAAUCAAAGUUCCUGAGUUGUUGCUGUGUCCCAUCUCGCUUGAGAUAAUGAAGGAUCCGGUGACAACCGUAACAGGGAUAACAUACGACAGAGAAAGCAUAGAAGAAUGGCUGCAGCAGAAAUCUAAUAAGAAGGAUUGUAUGUGUCCCGUUACAAAGCAACCAUUGCCGACGGACCCUCAUUUCUUGACUCCAAACCACACCCUCCGGAGGUUUAUCCAAGGCUGGUGUUCAGCCAACCAAUCCAACGUCGUCGAUCGGAUUACCACCCCCAGGUCCCCUCUCGACAACUCCCAACUUCACAAACUCCUCACAGAUCUUGAUGCUCCUCGCACCUUUCAAACCUCAUUGAACAAGAUGCAUGAUCUAGCCACUCAGAGCCAGAGGAACCGCAACUUCAUGGCUCAACAACCAGUACCCAAGGCCAUGGUACAAUUCAUCACAACCACUUUCAAACAAGGCGAAACCAGCGGCGUUGAAGAAGCUCUGAGAAUUCUUCGCUUACUAUGGAGGAGCACUUCAUCAUCAUCAUCAUCGUCAUCCUCGCCAACAACUGGCGGCGGCGGCGGCACAAACAUGAAGCCCCUGGUAGGUGAAACCUUGGACUUCAUCAAAUCGUUGACUUGGAUUCUUCAACUCCCAAUAAUCGACAAUGACCUUAACAUGGUUAACGAAGCAAUGCAAAUUCUAAAGCUGACCAUCGAAAUCACCGAUUCAACGCUCUUGGGAAGCUUAAACCACGAGUUCUUCAAACAAAUCGUGAGCACCAUGAGGAGACUAAGCAAAUCAUCAUCAUCAAUUCCCCAAAAUGCCCUCAAAUCCGCGUUACACGUGCUCAUAGAAACAUGCCCCUUAGGAAGAAACAGAACGAAGAUCGUGGAAUCCGGUGCAGUUGGCGAACUCAUCGAACUGUCCAUGGAUAAACCAACGGAGAAGAACCUAACGGAGCUUAUAUUCAAGGUGUUGGGUCAACUGUGCUCGUGUGCAGAAGGGAGAGAAGAGUUCUUGAAGCACCCGGCGGGAAUCGCUGUUGUUUCGAAGAGGACGCUGAGGGUAUCGGCAGCGACUGAUGAUGGAGCCCUUCAUGUGUUAUGGCUGAUUUCAAAGUUUUCAGCUACGAAUGAGGUGGUUCAAGAGAUGCUGAGGGUUGGUGCUGUGUCAAAGCUAUGCAUGGUGAUGCAAGCAGAUUGUGCUUCUUAUUUGAAACAAAAGGCAACAGAUAUUCUUAGGUUUCAUUCAAAGGCUUGGAAUAAUUCUCCUUGUAUUCAACUCUAUUUGUUAACUAGACACCCAAGAUGAUCAUCAUCAA
Messenger RNA from Arachis duranensis, 1371 nucleotides. RefSeq names its product E3 ubiquitin-protein ligase PUB23-like. The transcript is spliced from 2 exons. Lineage: Eukaryota; Viridiplantae; Streptophyta; Magnoliopsida; Fabales; Fabaceae. Gene Ontology annotation, molecular function: ubiquitin protein ligase activity. Gene Ontology annotation, biological process: protein ubiquitination. The coding region runs from base 57 to 1361 and encodes 434 amino acids. The record is from RefSeq and is a predicted model, not a curated record.